Messenger RNA from Effrenium voratum, 1689 nucleotides. The record is from the annotation of a GenBank genome assembly. NCBI's taxonomy places the organism in Eukaryota, Dinophyceae, Suessiales, Symbiodiniaceae.
AUGGCGUUCCGGCUCUCGACUUCAUCCCAUGGAUCCGAGGCGUCGAGGCGGAGCUCAUCCUUCCUUGGCAGUCUGAAGGACAAGGCCGCCAGCGCGGCAGCCAGCGCCUCCAAGGCCGCCAGCGCGGCGACCGCCAGCGCGGCGCGCGCCGCCAAGCACGGCGUGGAUGUGGCGCGGGAUGCCUUCGAAUCGGCGCACGACGCCCUGGACGCGGCCACUGGCGUGCCGGUGCCGCCGAAGAAAUCGGCGCAGCAGGCCCAGGCCCCACAGGGCGAUGAGGACUUAGAUCUGCAGCGUGCGUUGGCGGCCUCCAUGAGCACUGAGAAGCAAAAUAAGGCGCAGGCGCCCGAAGUCCGGGCUGCUGAAGGUUAUCCCCCGCCUUCGCGAUCCUCUGCCCCGCCACCGGCAGCAGAAGUGGAGGAACACCCCCAGCUCGCAGAGGCCCUACGAGAGCUGAAAGCCAUGGGCUUCGAGGAGGACUUAGCCAGGGUGGCGCUGCAGACUUGCGAGAAUGACUUCCAAGAGGCGUUGGCGCUUCUGUGCGAUCAGUCGCCCUCUCCAGCGCAGGACGUGCGUUGCGCAAGCCCCGCAAGGCCUGCGCAGGUGGAAAAGCCACAGCGUGCCGCAGUGGACAGCGCCAAAGGCUCACUGCUGAAUGUGAAGCGGCAGGCGGAGGCCCUCUUCACGGGCGGCUCCGCCCCGAAGGCUGAAGUCGCCUUGCCAGAUGGACUUUCAGGCCAGUCUUCUGCCCAGCGAGAAGCUGCGUUGCAGGCCGCCGAGAAGCGGCUCGCGGACGCCCGGGCGCGGAACGCUGGAACCAUGGACGAUUGGCGCCGCUACCGGCAAUACCAGCAGUCGCAGCACAGGCCUGCGCCAAAGCCAAAGCCCAAGCCGGCGAUACCGGCGGCGCCGGCAGCAUCGGCGCCAGACGCUGACCUGGAGGAGGAUUUGAUGCUGCAGCAAGCUCUGGCUGCCUCCAUGGAGGGGCAACAGGCGCAGGCUGAGGCCAAAGAGCCGAAGGCGGAGCCGGAGCCGGAGGUGGAGGACCCUGAGCUCUUCGAGCUUCGCCUGCAAGAGGCAAUGGCAGAGGAGGAGUUGGAACUCCAACUGGCGUUGGUGCAGAGCCUGGAGGCGGUCCGCGAGGAGGCGAGUGGGGCCUGUGCUGGCGAGACGGAGAGUGAGGAGAAGGAGCGAAAGUUGCAGGAGGAGCAGGAGGCGCUGCAGCUGCGCCUGGCGGAGGUGAAGCAGCGCCUAGCGCAGAAGGAAGAAGAGAGAGCUGUGACGACGCCAAUCCAAGAGCAGCCGGAGAGAGAAGUUCAGGAGAGGAAAGAAGUGGCAGAAGCCACAGAGUCAGAGGAGAGGAAAGAAGUGGCAGAAGCCACAGAGUCAGAGGAGAGGAAAGAAGUGGCAGACGCCGCAGAGUCAGAGGAGAGGAAAGAAGUGGCAGAAGCCACAGUGUCAGAGGAGAAGAAAGUAGUGGCAGAAGCUGCAGAGUCAGAGGAGAGGAAAGAAGUGGCAGAAGCCACAGAGUCAGAGGAGAGGAAAGAAGUGGCAGAAGCCACAGAGGAGGGGAAGGAAGUGGCAAAAGCCACAGAGGAGGGGAAGGAAGUGGCAAAAGCCACAGAGGAGAGGAAAGAAGUGGCAGCAGCCGCAGAGGAGAGGAAAGAUGGCGACGCCAAAGAGGCGUGA